AUGCAACGCACUUCUAACGACAGGUCUGGACCGCAAACCCAGCUGGUACUGGGUACAACGUCACCAUCAUCGUCAUUAUCGCUGUUUAACAGUAGGUACUCAAAGUCGUUUGUUUGGCCCGCCGACAAGCCUACUCCAGUCUUGGCGCUCAUCAAGGACAGACUGAGUAUACGGAAACAGAGAGCACUGAGAAAGAUGGGGUUGCACAAAGGUUCAGAUCUACGGACGGUGUUCCAGGCCAGAGAAGCAACUAGCGAGGAUCAAGGUAAUACAUCUUGGGAGCUGUGUUAUUGUGGCACACAGACGGAACCUCCAGAAAGCGACGAAAUAUUGAGAGGUCAACCAAAGAUCGACAGCACAAGGGGCACACCAGACAGUUUCCGAGAUGGCAUGCGCCCAGUCCCUGGUGUUCGGGAUGAGAGGGUCCAGCAGCUCUGCGAAAACCCAUAUCUGUGCAGAGAGGAGAGAGAGGAGCUGGAGAAAGCCAUCAUGAAUCUGAAACUUCGUAUCGAGCAGGCAAAAAUCGCUGCAAACAUGUACUUCCGCCAAGCUCAUGGUUGGGAGGACCGGAGUCCUAUUCCCAAUGACCUUGAUUCGUUACCCCAGAUGCUUCAAGGGCUUUACACGGUCAUGAUUUGGAUGCAGCAGCGCAUUCAAGUAUAUGAGAGUAUCUACCCUAAGCUCCGACCGGAUUACGAUGCUGGAAAGGGAUUGAUCGACUAG
Molecule: messenger RNA, 723 nt
Organism: Fusarium venenatum
Lineage: Eukaryota; Fungi; Ascomycota; Sordariomycetes; Hypocreales; Nectriaceae
Source: RefSeq, a predicted model, not a curated record